AUGGGAAAUUGCUUGAGGCUCCAAUCAUCCACCAAUUACACCACCUAUGAGGAUGAUGAAGAAUGGGAUUUUCAGGGAGAUGAGGGUGCUUUUGACACUUCCAGCAAAGGUGCAAAUAAUGCUAAAACAACAACGGAAGUGAAGAUAAAGAUCACAAAGAAGCAGUUAGAGGAGUUGCUAAGCAAAGUGGAUGUGAGGGAGUUGAGGGUUGAGCAAGUUAUGUCUCAUUUGAUGAAGCAUAGUGGUGGCUAUCAAUCACUACAAAGGCCAUGGAGACCUGCACUUCAAAGCAUCCCUGAAGUGAAUUGA
Messenger RNA from Abrus precatorius (Indian licorice), 309 nucleotides. RefSeq lists its product as uncharacterized. The coding region runs from base 1 to 309 and encodes 102 amino acids. The record is from RefSeq and is a predicted model, not a curated record. Lineage: Eukaryota; Viridiplantae; Streptophyta; Magnoliopsida; Fabales; Fabaceae. The transcript has a single exon.